CGCACGCACGCACGCACGGCGCUCUCUUCCGGCCGCGGCGGCCUCCGCGCCGGCCUGACGGGACCUAGCGCUCGGCGUCUGUGAGCGACAUGCAGCGCUGACGAGCGGCGGACGCUCCGCGGCGGCGCCAUGAACCUCCUCCCGUGUAACCCCCACGGCAACGGGCUGCUGUACGCCGGCUUCAACCAGGACCACGGAUGCUUUGCAUGUGGGAUGGAAAAUGGAUUCCGAGUCUAUAACACCGAUCCGCUAAAAGAAAAAGAGAAACAAGAAUUUCUGGAAGGAGGAGUUGGCCAUGUUGAGAUGUUAUUCCGCUGCAACUAUUUAGCUUUGGUUGGUGGUGGGAAAAAGCCAAAAUAUCCUCCCAACAAAGUGAUGAUCUGGGAUGACCUGAAAAAGAAGACUGUUAUCGAAAUAGAAUUUUCCACAGAAGUCAAGGCAGUCAAAUUGCGGCGAGAUAGAAUUGUGGUUGUUUUGGACUCCAUGAUUAAGGUGUUCACAUUCACGCACAAUCCCCAUCAGUUGCACGUCUUUGAAACCUGCUAUAACCCUAAAGGCCUCUGUGUCCUGUGCCCCAACAGCAACAACUCCCUGCUGGCCUUUCCGGGCACGCACACGGGGCACGUGCAGCUCGUGGACUUGGCCAGCACCGAAAAGCCGCCCGUGGACAUUCCUGCCCACGAGGGCGUCCUCAGCUGCAUUGCUCUCAACCUGCAGGGAACAAGAAUCGCAACCGCAUCGGAAAAAGGGACCCUUAUAAGAAUAUUUGAUACUUCAUCAGGGCAUUUAAUCCAGGAGCUGCGGAGAGGAUCGCAGGCGGCGAACAUUUACUGCAUUAACUUCAAUCAGGACGCAUCCCUCAUCUGCGUGUCCAGCGAUCACGGCACAGUGCACAUUUUUGCUGCUGAAGAUCCAAAAAGGAAUAAACAGUCUAGUUUGGCGUCAGCCAGUUUCCUUCCAAAAUACUUCAGUUCCAAGUGGAGUUUUUCCAAGUUUCAGGUCCCCUCAGGCUCUCCAUGCAUUUGUGCCUUUGGAACAGAGCCAAAUGCUGUCAUUGCGAUUUGUGCAGACGGCAGCUACUACAAAUUCCUGUUCAACCCCAAAGGGGAGUGCAUCCGCGACGUCUACGCCCAGUUUCUAGAGAUGACCGACGACAAGCUGUGAGUCCCCAGCCGCAGUGCAGCCCACGCCCACGCCAAGUGCUGCGUGCCCCUUGGGCUCCUGGGACCUCGUGGGUGACGGGCUGGAGGGACCGCCCGGGACCUGGGUCUGGAAGCCACACGCAGCUGUCCCUUCUCCUGAGCAAGGCUUCUCGUUUCCAGACACUCAUGCGGCUGAGCAGCUCUCACACGGCUGCUGGCUGGUUACCCUCAGUCCCCCGGGGACGCUCGCUUUAGCGGUUCCUCUGCUUCUCGCACCUACAGCUGGGGCCCAUACACACCUUGGGACUGGGUUGAGAAAGGAUGGACAAAUCGAGAUUUGUUUUUGGCACCAAAUUCCAUCAUUUUUACUGCGUCUCGGGGGGGGGGGAAUGAACAAGUGUGUAAACGUUAGUUCUUACAGAGCAUAACCAGAUUUAAACAGAACAAUACCAGCAGCUUGCCUUAGAAAAGGGACAGCACUUUUUCUCCCACCCGAACGUGGACACACAGCUGUCCCCUGAGCCCCGCAUUGUCCUUGCCACUGCCCGCUGUGAACCCGUGCUCUGGCGGUGUGUGCACGUGCUGGCAUCCGUCUCUGCUGGAACCCAGGGCCCCCAUGCGGAGGGCACUGUGUGCGUCACAUGCGGUCCAGCUGGUCCCUGUUCUGUGCAGGGGACAGCAAAGCAGACUCCACAGAUGGUCCUGGAAGGAAGCGCCAUGUGCUAGAGGACGUGGAGGGGCCUUGUGACACCUCAACGGGCAGAGCCUUUGCCCGCCGGCCCCCUGCCCCUGCCUGCCGUCUCCUCCCCCCCGACAUUUAUGAGAACAGCUGCACACUAAGUUCUGGAGAGGGGCAGGCACAGAGCGUUUCCUUCACAUUUGGUAACUAAACGGCUUCGGGGCUCUCUGUUGUUAGUCCUCCUUGAGGUGUGUGUUUAAUUUCCUUAAAUGCCCUUUAAGAAACCUGAUUUUAUGGUUUGAUUUCAGGUUGCAAACACUUAAAAUCAGCAGCAAGUCCUCCGUUUGCCAGUUCUUUUACUGUCAUGUAAUCAACUAACUUUGUAUGUGGGUUUCAAUGUAAAGUAUGCAUGUUACUUUUAUGUGUAUUUAAUCAUGAAAUUUAAUUUUGCACACUUAUUUUUAAUGUUUCUUUUAAAUAAAAGUGACUAAUUUUGUUGUACUCUG
This is a messenger RNA of Rhinolophus ferrumequinum (greater horseshoe bat), 2327 nucleotides long. It is a transcript of the gene WDR45B, whose product is annotated as WD repeat domain 45B. Lineage: Eukaryota; Metazoa; Chordata; Mammalia; Chiroptera; Rhinolophidae. Gene Ontology annotation, cellular component: extrinsic component of membrane; phagophore assembly site membrane; cytosol. The coding region runs from base 130 to 1164 and encodes 344 amino acids. The transcript has 10 exons. Gene Ontology annotation, molecular function: phosphatidylinositol-3-phosphate binding; phosphatidylinositol-3,5-bisphosphate binding; protein binding. Gene Ontology annotation, biological process: autophagy of mitochondrion; protein lipidation; nucleophagy. The record is from RefSeq and is a predicted model, not a curated record.